CUCAAUUUCAGUUGCUUCGAACCAGCAAAAUCCUCGAGUCUCUCUCUCUCUCUCAUUCCUAUCUUUCUCUCUCUAGGAAUUAGGGCAAAACCAGAUCUUAAUCCACACUCUAUACUCUUACACCGCAACCACAUUUCUCACAAUUUCCCGUUUCUGCGCCGGAGAUCCAACUCGCCGGAGAUUGAUCCGUCGUUUGAUGUUUUCUCUCUGUUUCUCGUUGAAAUUCUAGUAUGGACUCGAUUUGGAGUCGUAGUGCCCUGUCCACAGCUUCGGACUUCCUCACUGCAAUCUACUUCGCCUUCAUCUUCAUCGUCGCCAGGUUUUUCUUGGACAGAUUCAUCUAUCGAAGGUUGGCCAUCUGGUUAUUGAGCAAGGGAGCUGUUCCAUUGAAGAAAAAUGAUGCUACACUGGGAAAAAUUGUAAAAUGUUCGGAGUCUUUGUGGAAACUAACAUACUAUGCAACUGUUGAAGCAUGCAUUCUUGCUAUUUCCUACCAAGAGCCAUGGUUUAGAGAUUCAAAGCAGUACUUUAUAGGGUGGCCAAAUCAAGAGUUGACGCUUCCCCUCAAGCUUUUCUACAUGUGCCAAUGUGGGUUCUACAUCUACAGCAUUGCUGCCCUUCUUACAUGGGAAACUCGCAGGAGGGAUUUCUCUGUGAUGAUGUCUCAUCAUGUAGUCACUGUUAUCCUAAUUGGGUACUCAUACAUAUCAAGUUUUGUCCGGAUCGGCUCAGUUGUCCUUGCCCUGCACGAUGCAAGUGAUGUCUUCAUGGAAGCUGCAAAAGUUUUUAAAUAUUCUGAGAAGGAGCUUGCAGCAAGUGUGUGCUUUGGAUUUUUUGCCAUCUCAUGGCUUGUCCUACGGUUAAUAUUCUUUCCCUUUUGGGUUAUCAGUGCAUCAAGCUAUGAUAUGCAAAAUUGCAUGAAUCUAUCGGAGGCCUAUCCCAUGUUGCUAUACUAUGUUUUCAAUACAAUGCUCUUGACACUACUUGUGUUCCAUAUAUACUGGUGGAUUCUUAUAUGCUCAAUGAUUAUGAGACAGCUGAAAAAUAGAGGACAAGUUGGAGAAGAUAUAAGAUCUGAUUCAGAGGACGAUGAAUAGGCGGAAGAUUUUGUUCAAUUUUUUUGGUUCUCACCAGAGGGGGAAAUCACUUUGACUUGUUUGUAGGUUUGUCUCAUGAGUUCAAUUGGUUAUUACCCAUAGGAAAGGGUUAAAGAAUUUAAUGUAUUCCUAAUUUAUCUUCAAAUAUUCUUGGAAUAGAGAAAAAAAAAAAAAAAGAAAGAAAGAAAAGGGGUUAGGACCAUUAAGCAUUUCUUUUAUAUAUUUUCCUUGCUGUACAAAUAAUAGGCAAUUCCUGUAUAAUUUUUUCUGGAUGAUUUCUUGUCCUGAGAUUUGUCUUUCUGUGAGUAAAAGGGGAAAAAAGAACCGGCCAUUAAAAUAUUCCUUU
Molecule: messenger RNA, 1443 nt
Organism: Vitis riparia (riverbank grape)
Lineage: Eukaryota; Viridiplantae; Streptophyta; Magnoliopsida; Vitales; Vitaceae
Product: LAG1 longevity assurance homolog 2
Exons: 6
Coding region: 231-1097 (288 amino acids)
Biological process (GO): ceramide biosynthetic process
Cellular component (GO): endoplasmic reticulum; membrane
Molecular function (GO): sphingosine N-acyltransferase activity
Source: RefSeq, a predicted model, not a curated record